Messenger RNA from Larimichthys crocea (large yellow croaker), 5005 nucleotides. It is a transcript of the gene eml1, whose product is annotated as EMAP like 1. Lineage: Eukaryota; Metazoa; Chordata; Actinopteri; Sciaenidae. The coding region runs from base 617 to 3190 and encodes 857 amino acids. Gene Ontology annotation, cellular component: mitotic spindle. Gene Ontology annotation, biological process: microtubule cytoskeleton organization. The transcript is spliced from 25 exons. Gene Ontology annotation, molecular function: microtubule binding. The record is from RefSeq and is a predicted model, not a curated record.
ACACACUCACACUCACACACACACACACACACACACACACAGUGACACACACAUAAACACACAGUGACUGCCUUUGCCAGAGCUUGCCUGCGCUCUCAGCUCAAGCCCUCUUAAAGCUGUUUUUCUGCUGGAGAUCAGCGAGAGCUAACGACACACAGCUGCCUCUGCAGAAGGACAAGAGGAGAAGAGAGGGAGGAGGAGGAGAAGAAGAGGAGCAGGAGGGAGGAGAGGACGAGCUCAAGGGGGAAAACAAAACCACCACCAGCCUCUUAACUUCUGUCUCUCUGUGGCCGGUGCAGUCAUUCUUCAGCAGGGAGUGUUUUCUGCUAUAGUUCAGGACUUUUUGUUUUAGUUUUUUUUAUUUUUAUAGAGGGGAGUGGAAAAGAAGAGAGGUUGGAGUUCACAUGACAUAAUCGGAGUGAAUGGGUUGCCAUGGUGACUCACCCAGGGAGCCUGACCCGUGCAGAGUGAAUGGAGGGAGCGCCUUGGACGCCAAGUGAACGAUAAACUAACAGAGGGGAGUCACCAGAGACAGAGAGAGAGAGAGAGAGGAGAAGAGAGAGGAGGAGGAGGAGGAUAACAGAGGGAGCAGAGAGGAGCGGAGCAGAGGUUGAGAAUGGAGGACGGGUUUUCCAGCUACAGCAGCUUGUAUGACACCUCAUCACUGCUACAGUUCUGCAACGAUGACAGUGCGUCAGCAGCCAGCAGUAUGGAGGUGACUGACCGCAUUGCCUCCCUGGAGCAGAGGGUCCAGAUGCAGGAGGAUGAGAUCCAGCUUCUGAAGUCCGCUCUGGCCGACGUGGUGCGCCGGCUGAACGUGUCUGAGGAGCAACAGGCCAUGGGGUCACGCAGAGGACCCACCAAAGAACCUGCUAUGAUGAAAAAGUCUCCCUCAGCAGACAGCAGUGUUGGGAAGCCAGCCAGGCCAAUGAUCGCCACCCUGCCGUUACGGCCCACAGUAAACAACGGGACCAUCCUACCAAAGAAAGGCAGCGGGACUCUGCCCUCCCCAUCUGGAUCUGGAUCCAGGAAGGACACCAGCACACCAGCCAACAAGAGUUUGUCUUCUCUGCCUCGCCCUUCUAGAUUUCUCUACCUGCCCCUCAGCACUGUGAGGAGAGCCAACUCAAAUGAGCAUGUGGGAACUUUGACACGGAAAGAUUCGAGCGACUCCAAGGGCAACCGAACUCGCGCCGGAUCCACCGGCAGCAAUUCCAGCGGAAAAAGAAGUGACAGCAAACAGAGGGACCCAGUGUUCAAUGCAGGGACGCGACGUGUGACCCACUGCAAAGAGGAAGGUUAUGUGAAAAUGUACUUGAAGGGUCGCCCCAUCACCAUGUUCAUGCCCAAAGAGCAGGUGGACAGCUACUGCCUGGAGGCCAAAGCAGACCUGCCCAGCAACAAACUCAAGCUGGACUGGGUUUACGGUUACCGUGGCCGAGACUGUCGCUCCAACCUUUACCUGUUGCCCACUGGAGAAACGGUGUAUUUCAUCGCCUCGGUGGUCGUCCUGUUCAACGUGGAUGAGCAGCUGCAGAGACAUUACACUGGACACACAGAUGACAUCAAAUGCUUGGCCGUCCACCCCGAUAAAAUCACCAUAGCAACCGGGCAGGUGGCGGGCACCUCUUCAGAUGGGAAACAGCUGGCUCCUCAUGUCCGUGUGUGGGACUCUGUCAGCCUCAACACACUCCACGUUCUUGGCACAGGCUUCUUUGACCGAGCCUUGGUCUGCUUGGCUUUCUCCAAGUCGAAUGGAGGAAACACAUUGUGUGUUGUAGAUGACUCCAAUGACCACGUCCUCUCCGUCUGGGACUGGCAGAGAGAGGACAGACUGGCUGAGGUCAAGUGCUCCAACGAGUCGGUGUUUGCUGCAGACUUUCACCCGACAGACUGCAACAUCAUCGUGACCUGCGGCAAGUCCCAUCUCUAUUUCUGGAACCUGGAGAAAGGCGUGCUGGUCAAGAAGCAAGGAUUGUUUGAGAAACAGGAGAAGCCCAAGUUUGUGUUGUGUGUGACAUUUGCAGAAAAUGGCGACGCCAUCACAGGAGACUCGAGCGGGAACAUCCUGGUGUGGGGAAAAGGCACUAAUCGUAUCAGCAACGUCAUCCAAGGAGCUCACGAGGGCAGCAUCUUUGCUCUGUCAAUGCUGAGGAACGGCACGCUGGUGUCUGGAGGAAAAGACCGCAGGCUUGUCUCCUGGGACAGCAGCUACCAGCAGAUACAAGCAGUGGAGGUGCCUGAGUUGUUUGGUCCCAUCCGGACCAUAGCAGAGGGCAGAGGGGAGACCGUGCUUAUCGGGACCACCAAGCACUUUGUUUUACAAGGCAGUUUGGAUGGAGAAUUCACGCCUAUUACACAGGGUCACACUGAUGAGUUGUGGGGUCUGGCUGUCCACCCCUGGAAGCCUCAGUUCCUCACCUGUGGCUAUGACAGACAGGUCUGCCUGUGGGACUCCAGUUCCCAUCAGCUUAUCUGGACCAAGACUAUGGAUGAUGCUGCCCAAUCAGCAGGCUUCCACCCGUCUGGAGCUGUGGUUUCCAUAGGAACCCAGACUGGCAGGUGGCUGGUGCUGGACACCGACUCCAAGGAUCUUGUCACAGUACACACAGAUGGGAAUGAACAGCUGUCUGUGAUGAGCUAUGGGCCAGAUGGCAACUUCCUGGCCAUCGGUUCCCACGACAACUACAUCUAUAUCUACGCUGUGGCGGAAAACGGGAGGAAGUACAGCCGAGUGGGGAAGUGCUCGGGUCACUCUAGUUUCAUCACCCACCUGGACUGGUCAGUGGACUCCCAGUACCUGGUAUCAAAUUCAGGGGACUAUGAGAUACUGUAUUGGAUCCCGUCAGUGUGUAAACAGGUGGUCAGUGUGGAGACCACCAGAGAUAUCGAGUGGGCCACCUACACCUGCACUCUGGGCUUCCAUGUGUUUGGCUUGUGGCCCGACGGCUCAGAUGGCACUGACAUCAACGCUUCCUGCAGGACUAAUGAUAAGAGCCUCCUGGUCACUGGAGACGACUUCGGGAAGGUCCAUCUAUUCUCAUACCCCUGUUCACAGUUCAGGGCUCCCAGCCAUGUUUACGGCGGCCACAGCAGUCACGUCACCAACGUGACCUUCCUGUACGACGACAGCUACCUGGUGUCGACUGGUGGGAAGGACAUGAGCGUGAUGCAGUGGAGGAUAGUCUGAGGGAGCAAGACAGAAACAGAUACUGUCAGUUUCUUACUGCUGCCAGGGGGCCUGAAACCCAACUGAACUGAACCGAACUGCACUAAACUGAACCGAACCAAACUUAAAUUAACUCAGAUGCUAAAAACAAAAGUGGACCUGCCUGAACUGAAGUGAAUUGACAGAAGAGGAACCUGAAAUUUCUAUUCCUGAUCUGCUCUCAGAUCCCCGAAUGAGAUGAACUGUUGGAGGUGUAACGUGCGGUUGCUUGAAAUACAAAAAUCUUGAAUAUUUCUCCUUUUCUUUCUUCACGCUACAUGUAAAAAAAAACAAAUCACUCUCUCUCUCUCUCUCUCUCUCUCUCUCUCGCUCUCUUCCUCUCAUGUACUUUAGCCUACUCACCAAUGACAUGAGACAAAACAAAUCAAACGGAUCAAAUCCAACGAAACAGAACCAAAGGCUCUGACUUUCUGACUGCAUUUGUACAGUUUGGCUUUUGCUGUUCUUUUAUCGCGCACACUCUGGGCACAGAUAACGGACUGGGGAGGUUCCCGGGUGAAGAUCAUCGCGCUGGAGAGUAUUGGAACAAAAACUGUGUACGGAAAGAAAGAACAUAGUGAUUUUCUAAUUGUUAAACUUUCUUUUAUUUUGUAUUUAACAACUCAGGAAAGCACUAGUGAAGCAGGACUCUUCCCUUUGAUUAACACUGACAUAUCAGAACGAGCCCUAAACACACCUAAACAUGCAGUGAAGCUAAUUUUAAAUUGUUAAGCCAUGAUUGAAUUAUUUGCAUUGACUAAUUGUGUAUGAGAGCCACCUAUACAGCAAAGCAAAUGAUGAAUUUGGUGGACAUAGUAAUUGAAUUCAGAGAGAAGAAUACUGUAGAUGAAAAAUACCUGGAUUCAUUGUUAAGAUUUUAACCAUUUUCCACAACACUAUCUGUUUUUCUGUGCUUCCAGUUCUUUAAAACAAAUUCGCCUUUCCUAUUAUUUAUUGAUCAUGAGUCAAAUCCUUCACUGCCAAUUUAAAAUAUACCUAAAAUAAAUCCCUGCUCAAAUACACCAAGAGGCUUGAAACACACGAGCAAAAACGUGUUUGAAUAUGCAGUAUUUGAAACUGUUUCAGAGCUUUGAAAAGAGUUGUUGUGUCUUUUCUUUUCCCUUGACGUGCGAGGAAAAUGAAACUCAAGCUUGUAUUGGGGUUUUUCAGUGAUGUGAAGCCUUUUCAAAUCUGCACCCAGAUCAGUUUAGGAAGGGGGAAGGGUGAGACCAUUACACUGUAACUGUUUACGUCUGAUGUGCACCAUCAGUCACUGGCAAGAUAUUUAACUGAAAUGAACCUUUUGAGGUGUUUUUUUUUUUUACUAUAAUUCACUGCUUCAGCCUGAUGAACAGACUGCAGGUGUGUCCUACUGCACAACUGAACAAGCAAAUCAACCAUUUAGCACUUACUGUAGCUUUCCAUGAACCAAUGAUGUCCAAUGUUUUAACCUUCCAGACUCUCCGUACACCUGCUGUACUGUACGUAGCACAUCACACUCCCUCAUCUUAUGGUUAACAACAAACCAAUAUUACACACGUGCAUGAAUAAAUGAGAUUUCUUUGAUUGAGGUUCAGCAGAUUUUAGUAUGACCACAACUGCCACCGAUAUGAGGCGUAUUGGUGUUGUUUUGAUUGCCGGAGUUAUCAGGAAAUAAAAAUCGGUGAAAUCUUCUAACAGUCACCACCCUACAGGGUGAAUGUAACAUGAUUUGUCUUGACACUAAACACCUGAAGCUGCAGAAUACCAUUAAACAUUUAACAUAUGUCUGAAAGUAAAUGCAACAUGAAAUUCCCA